UAUGGCACUUAGAGAUACAUGGCUUUAACCUUUGAGACUAGUGUCUCAAUGAUCUGGCAGGACACGUGUCUCUUCCUCACCCCUUCUCCUCUUCUCUUUUUUUUUUCUCUCAACAUUCUUCACAAACCUUGCUCCCUCAUGUCUUUGUUUCUGCUCAUGAACUACGAAGAGAUACACAAAACAACGCCAUCUGCUUCGGACAGUACAUUUUCAGGCGAUAUGGAGGAUGAAGAUGAAGAUGAAGUGGUGGAAUGUGAGUGGGAAGCAGCAGAGGUGUUAGCUUGUUUGUCCCAUUCCGUUAUUGGUGACAUUGAACUCGCUCAUAUUCGUGAGCAAAUUGGUUAUUGGGCAGUGAAAACAGUAACAGGAGCAAAGAAUAGACUUAAAGUUUGAAGAUAAGCAAGAAAUAGCCAAUCAGUCUGAAGAUGAAUCUGAUCUCAAAACAAGUUUUGUAUGUGCUUCAAAUUAUCCACUAGUUACCAGCACCAAAUCGAGGCAGGAAUUGACUGAGGCAGAGAAGGAAGGAAGAAGGCUGCGCCAUGUAUUAGCUAAUAGAGAAUCUGCCAGGUGGACAAUUCGCCGAAUACAGGUAUGCUGGUAUGCUCAUCCGAGCUAUUGUCUUCGGGAACACUACUUUAAUCCAUGCCUAUUCUUAACCAGUUAUAUUUCAAUGUCUGUUCCCUUAGACGUUCUGCCUUUAUAGGAUAACCUGUUGGAUCUUCUUAAAGCUAGAAAACUUUCCUUGAUAAUGUUGAGAGGAGUUCUCUUCAUAAGGUGUAGGGCCUUGUUGUCCAUGCCUCCCCGGUGUAGUUCUUGUAACUAAGGUCAUUUUGCUAGUUUUAGGUUAUUACAUACCAUUCCUAGCUGAGUAGGAAUGACCUAUUUCUCCUUUUCUUGGGAUGUCUUUUGUUUUCUGAGGUGGACGCAGCUGGUUCUGUUUCAUUAAAUAAUAGUAGAAGAAAUUUUUAAAACUAGGAAAACUCUUUUCUUUUCUGAUGUCACAUAAAAGUUUUGCAUAAUUUCAUCAUAUUCCUCACAUACUUUCUAACAUUCACUGACACUAUUAUUGAGCACCAUGCUUCAAUUAGCAGCAUUUUUCCUAAUUUUACCCUUGGUCCACGUGAUAACAUUUUUCUGUUAUGGAAUAUCCUUCUUCAUGACAUAUCAAAUGGGAAGAAAAGUAGGCACUGCCUUCUAAGGGAUAUAUACAUCUGAUGCAUUUCCUCUUAGGAUUCCAGCUUGCCACCUCUUUUUAGCUUGUAAGCUUAGGCCUCUAACUAAGUGGGCUUUUGAGUCCUACAUGAGGGCACAAAUUUAUUUAAUUGAGGGUGCUUUAAGAUUUUUGAAUUUCAUUAUUGAAGUGCGUGACCAUCUCAUCUAAAAGUCUGGCUUAAGCUGUUAGAUUGAACAGUUUUUUAUUUACUUAAUUAUACUCUCAAGACGCCCCUUCACGUGCGAGUUUGCUUCUUUUUUAUGGGAUAAGCAUGUGAUUUUUUUUUUGAUAAUGGGGUGGCAGUGAAACUUAACUCAAGACCUCUUCUGCCUACUUUGAUAUCAUAUUGAAGCAUGUGACCAUCUCAUCUAUAAGUUUAAGUUUAAGAUGUUAGAGAGAGCACACUUUUAUUUUAUUUUAUCGUAUUAGGGUAGAAGGCUAGUAGGUAGUCGCGUUUAUCCUUUCUUACGAGUAGUUUUAUUGCUCUAUAGUUUCUUGUCUCUUGAUUUCUGCGAGUAUCUGUUGGUUUAUAAUGGCUUAUUUACUUUCAUUGUUUUCAUUUUCAUAAUUGCUUUGAUUUGUUUGCCCGUAUCUGACCUUUCAUAUGCCUUUUCUUGAGCCGAGGGUCUUCCGGAAACAGCCUCCCUACCUAAGGUAGAGUUAAGGUCUGCGUACACUCUACCCUCCCCAGACCCCACGUUGUGGGAUUCACUGGGUAUGUUGUUGUUGUUGUUGUUAUAUUCUCAACAUUCAUAAUUCAGUUUGAAGUCAAAUUGAAUUCUAAAUAUUCAGGUCAUUGGAUUAGGCGAAGACGUCAAGGUUAUUCUUGUUGAUAUCCUAAAGAGAGCGGAAAUUUUCGGCUUAGAAUUUUAUAAAGAGAGUUGUUUGGUCCUACUCUCUUAUCUUAUUUUGAUGCUCCGAGCUUGUUAGGUGUACAUUUAAUAGCUUUUCUCAUCACUUUCUUUGAAGCAUUAUUCUUAGACAGUGUUUAAGGCAGCUUCCCUCCCUUUAAUGAGUGAUUAAGCAUUAUUCUUAAAAGGAAACAGCAAAGUUUUUGUAUGAAUAUCUCGUCUUGAGCUCUUUCUUAAGCAGAGUUGACCAAAUCUUGUUAGUUGGAAAACCGCAUGAAGGUUGGUCUGGACUAGAAAAUUGAUGUUAAAGGCUCAGAUUUCUGAAGUAUCCUCCGUGAUUGGCAUAAAGACUUGAUUUUUUCUUUUUCAGAUACUACGAGUUAAAUGCAAAUUGAGGUUAUCAUCUGGCGCAAACAAUUAUUUAUUCUACCAUACAUGAAAAAAAAUUAUGCAUUAACUGAAGCAUGAAAAAAAAAGCACGGUUAUGCCUACACUUGCUGAACGGCUUCAUGAAUCAUGACAAACUAAUUGAAGCAGUUGGUGAACUAAUGGAGUUUGUGCUGGUGCUUUCAGGACUCUCCUUAGAGAGCAUAACGUAAUAUGUUUUUCUUUUUAACAUGGUAUAGUUUGGAACAAGGCAACUAAUUUGGAGUCUGUAGUGAGCAGGCAGCCCAAGGACAUUACAUCCCAAUAAAAUGUCAUUUGGGACUUGCAUUUCUACCCUUAUUACCUGUCUUACAACAAAAUAAUCUGCUUAACAGGACUGAUGAUUGACAA
Lycium barbarum (goji berry) is the source of this 2841-nucleotide messenger RNA. RefSeq lists its product as uncharacterized. The transcript has 4 exons. NCBI's taxonomy places the organism in Eukaryota, Viridiplantae, Streptophyta, Magnoliopsida, Solanales, Solanaceae. The coding region runs from base 19 to 393 and encodes 124 amino acids. The record is from RefSeq and is a predicted model, not a curated record.